Aethina tumida (small hive beetle) is the source of this 2192-nucleotide messenger RNA. Its product is annotated as phenoloxidase 1-like. Gene Ontology annotation, molecular function: oxidoreductase activity. The record is from RefSeq and is a predicted model, not a curated record. The transcript has 7 exons. Bases 62 to 2116 code for a protein of 684 amino acids. Lineage: Eukaryota; Metazoa; Arthropoda; Insecta; Coleoptera; Nitidulidae.
CAUAUAAAGACAUUGGGAGCUCUUAACUCUUAACAGAAUUACAGUUUAGUUCAGUGUAAGAAUGAGUGCUCGCAAAGAAAACCUCCUGCUGCUGUUCGACAGGCCACAAGAGCCUGUUUUCAUUGCAAAGGGCUCAAAAAAGGCUGUUUUCGACGUUCCUCGAGAAUAUCUGCGUGACAGAUACAAGCCCAUUGGCCUCCAAAUUCUUAACCGUUUCGGUAGUGAAGCUGGCAUGAAAAUUCCAGUUAAGAAGAUAUCCAUACCGGAUCUGGGGGAGAUUUUAGACUUGGACAGACACGAGAACUUCACCCUGUUCAUCCCCAAACAUCGUAUAAUUGCAGGAAGGCUUAUUGACCUGUUCUUAGGCAUGAAAAGCAUUGCUGACCUACAAUCCCUCGCCGUUUACACCAGAGAUCGUGUCAACCCUUACCUGUUCAACUAUGCCUUGUCCGUUGCUCUGUUGCACAGGCCAGACACCCAAGAUUUAGACGUGCCAUCCUUCAUUACAUCGUUCCCUGACAAGUAUUUCGAUAGUAAAGUCUUUAAUAGAGCUAGGGAAGAAGCUGAGGUUGUUCCUGAGGGGUCCAGGACACCUAUAGAAAUUCCAAUUGAUUAUACAGCUUCUAAUUUGGAAGAGGAGCAUCGCAUUGCUUACUGGAGGGAGGAUAUUGGUAUUAAUCUCCAUCAUUGGCACUGGCACUUGGUGUAUCCCUUUUUUGCUGCCAGACAAGUUGUUGCCAAAAACAGAAGGGGUGAACUGUUUUAUUAUAUGCACGAACAAAUACUAGCAAGGUACAACUUUGAACGUCUUUGCAAUAAUUUGAAGCUUGUGGAGAGAUACAUUGAUUGGCACUCACCAAUCAAGGAAGCCUAUUUUCCAAAGUUGGAUAGUUUAGUUGCUAGCAGAGCUUGGCCAGCCCGAGUCCAAAAUCAAGUACUGACUAAUCUCAGGAGGAUUCCUGACGGAAUUAUCGUUGAUGUUGAUGAUCUAAUUAGAUGGAGGGAUCGUAUUUUGGACGCCAUACAUUCUGGAGUUGUCAGAACUGACCAGGGACAAAACAUCCAACUGACGGAAUUCGAAGGAAUAGAUAUUUUGGGUAACAUAUUGGAGGCAAGUUUGCUCUCACCUAACAGAGGUUACUAUGGAGACCUUCACAAUAUGGGACACGUGUUUUUGUCCUUCAUUCACGAUCCAGAUGCAAGACACUUGGAAUCCAUUGGUGUAAUUGGAGAUACUUCUACUUCCAUGCGGGACCCAAUCUUCUAUCGUUGGCAUGCUUUUAUCGACUACAUAUUCCAGACAUUCAAGAACACCCUUCCUUCCUACAGUGCAACUCAACUCGAUUUUACUGGUGUGAGGGUGACAAACAUACAAAUAGACACGCCAAACUUCCCUACAAACCAAAUAAACACAAUUUGGCAACAAUCAGAUGUGGACUUGUCGAGAGGUUUGGAUUUUUCACCCAGAGAACCUGUCUUUGUGAGGUUCACCCACCUCAACCACAGGGAGUUUACGUACACCAUAACAGUGAACAACACCAGUGGAUCCAACAAAGAGGGAACGUGCAGGAUAUUCCUGGCACCGAAGUUCGACGAAAGAGGCAAUCCUUGGAGAUUCCGCGACCAGAAAAACAUGUUCAUCGAAUUAGACAAGUUUAAAGUGAACUUGAGACAGGGAACAAAUACAAUUAAUCGUAAAUCGACCGAGUCCUCAGUGACCAUUCCGUUUGAGAGGACUUUCAGAAACUUAGAUGAGAACAGACCGCAAGGUGGUGAUCAGCUGGCACAAUUCAACUUUUGCGGUUGCGGAUGGCCGCAGCAUAUGUUGGUGCCCAAGGGCGCACCUGAAGGAUUUGCCAGUCAAUUGUUCGUAAUGAUUUCCGACUAUUCCGGAGACCGUAUUGAUCAAUCGACGGAAGGUGUUUGUAACGACGCUGACAGUUAUUGUGGCAUCAAGGACAGACUUUAUCCAGAUCGUCGUUCCAUGGGUUAUCCUUUUGAUAGAUUGCCCCGACGUGGAGUCGAUUCCCUGGAGCAGUUUCUUACUGGGAACAUGCGAGUGCAAGAUGUCGCAAUCCGUUUCGAGAACCGGACUUUCCAACCCAGGGCGUUGUAAUUUGACAGCAAAAAAGAUGGACGGACUAAUUUAUGGAGAUUUGUUUUACGAAAAUGAUAUUGUCAAAUAGUUAUGA